GGAGGCGACUCAACACGGCCGCUUUCAAACCUCUUUCUCUCUCUCUGGUUCUCUCUCUCUCUCUUUCUCUCCUCGCCCCCUGCUCCCUCAUCUUCCUCCUCCACCUCCCUCCCUCCUCUUCCUCCUACCUGAUUCAGAUCCGCUCCGACGCUAUGCGUAUGACCGCGUCUCUCUCUGCAAGGCGAGCACCACCGGAGAGACCCGCGCGCUGCUGCUGCUGCUGCCGCCGCCGCUGCCGCUGACCGCCGGCCCCGCGAGCACCAACACGCCGGCUGACGAGCGACCGACGCCGGGCAACAGGAGAGGGAGACACCGCCGCUGAUUUAACCUCCGCGGGGGGAGAAGGAGGAAGACAUUACCGGGCGAAGACUCCUGGAUAGAGAGAGAUCGGCGAGAGUGUGGCGUCCCGGAGCCGGCUGUCCCAUCCGUCAUCCUCUCUUUCCUCCACUUAGCCGAGCUUUCACCUCCCGAAACUCCACUCUGUCCUCCUCCCACUCUCUUUUUUUUUAAUCCAGAAGUGCUCCUCUCUUCCCCACCUGCGCCUCAUCGCUCUCCCUGUCCUCUUCUUCGAGCUCGUCAUGGCGUCCAAGCUGAAUCCAAACGUCCUGUAUGUGUCGGAGCACGGAGAGUCGCUGGGGUCGCCCCAGGCUGAAUCGGAAAGGACUCAUAUUGCUGGAGAGGCGGGAGAAGAGUCAUCAGACAGCGACGGGGAACAAGAAGAGACGUCACACAAGUUGAUUCGUAAAGUUUCGACCUCGGGACAGAUCCGAGCCAAGAAAAGUGUGAAGGAGGGAAUCCUGUUAAAGCAGACCAGCUCCUUUCAGAGAUGGAAGAGGAGGUACUUCAAACUCAGAGGGAGGACCCUCUACUAUGCCAAAGACUGCAAGUCUCUGAUUUUUGAUGAAGUAGACCUAUCGGAUGCCAGUGUGGCUGAAACCAGCACCAAGAACAUCAACAACAGCUUUACAGUGAUCACUCCUUUCCGUAAACUAAUGCUGUGUGCUGAGAGCAGGAAGGAGAUGGAGGACUGGAUCAGCGCUCUCAAAUCCGUCCAAAAAUGGGAAACCUAUGAGGCCAGCCAGUUCAACGUGGAGCAUUUCUCUGGAAUGCACAACUGGUACGCCUGCUCGCAUGCCAGGCCGACCUUCUGCAACGUCUGCAGGGAGGCUCUGCCGGGGGUCACGUCCCACGGCCUCUCGUGUGAAGUGUGUAAGUUCAAGGCUCAUAAGCGCUGUGCUGUCCGCUCCACCAACAACUGCAAAUGGACCACGCUGGCCUCCAUAGGAAAUGACAUCAUCGAGGACGACGAAGGGGUGUUCAUGCCUCACCAGUGGCUGGAGGGCAACCUGCCGGUCAGUGCCAAAUGUGUGGUGUGUGACAAGAACUGUGGCAGCGUGCGGCGGCUGCAGGACUGGCGCUGCCUCUGGUGCAAAGCCAUUGUCCACAACAGCUGUAAAGAACAAAUGGGAAAAGUCUGUCCCCUGGGUCAGUGUCGAGUGUCCAUCAUCCCUCCAACUGCACUUAACAGCAUCGACUCGGACGGCUUCUGGAAAGCCACCUCAGCGUCAUGCUCUAGUCCUCUCCUGGUCCUCUGCAACUCCAAAAGUGGAGACAACCAGGGGGUGAAGUUCCUCCGCAAGUUCAAACAGCUCCUAAACCCAGCCCAGGUCUUUGACCUGAUGAAUGGAGGACCAGAGCUCGGCCUGCGCCUCUUCCAGAAGUUUGUGACGUUUCGUAUCCUGGUGUGCGGAGGAGACGGCAGCGUGGGCUGGGUGCUCUCAGAGCUUGAUAAACUCAACCUCCAUAAACAGUGCCAGCUGGGUGUCCUCCCUCUUGGCACAGGUAAUGAUCUGGCUCGUGUCCUCGGUUGGGGAGGUCUCUGUGAUGACGAUGCUCAGCUGCUGCAAAUCUUGGAGAAACUGGAGAGAGCCACCACCAAAAUGCUCGACCGGUGGAGUGUGAUGACUUACGAGGUGCCCACCAGUGCUAAACGCACACCGAUCGUGAAAGAAGACGACAGCCUCGAUUCUCCUCUGCAGGUCCACAUCACUCAGUAUGCAGACUCCGUGGCCUCCCACCUCGCCAAGAUUCUCGACUCGGACAAACACAGUGAUGUCAUUUCCUCUGCCAAGUUCCUGUGUGGGACGGUGAAUGAUUUUGUGGCGGAGGUGGGGAAGGCUUAUGAGAGAGCCACAGAGAACAAGGAGGAGGCCGACGCCAUGGCGAAGAAGUGCGCUUUGCUGAAUGAGAAGCUCGAUUCUCUCGUCAAGGCCUUAAGUGAAGAAGCCGAGGCCCAGGUGGUGCCAGCAGGGUCAGUGCCCAGCCAGGAGAGUGGCGGCUCCAGCCCAGGGGAAAGUGGCGGGGAGUCAGGUUCAGAGGGUAAAACAUACCGGUCCAAGGAGCAGCUGAUGCUCAGAGCUAACAGCCUGAAGAAAGCCCUGAGGCAGAUCAUUGAACAGGCAGAAAAAGUGGUAGACGAGCAGAAUCGUCACACGCAGGUCCAAAGGAUGUCGUCCUCGUCCUCCAUCAAAAGAGAAAACAGCGAGGAGCUGAAGGACACUGAGCUGCGUCAGGGAAGCCUAAGUCCUACCUCCCCAAUCGUCCUUGAGAAGCCAGAGAGCCUCAACACUGUCACCUUCAAUGAAGACUCCGUGCAAUGUUCAGAGAAGUGCGUGAUGAACAACUAUUUUGGAAUCGGCCUGGAUGCCAAAAUUUCCCUCGAAUUCAACAACAAGAGAGAUGAGCACCCGAAAAAAUGCAGUAGUCGCACCAAAAACAUGAUGUGGUAUGGAGUUCUGGGAACUAAAGAGCUGGUCCAGAAGACAUACAAGAACCUCGAGCAGCGGGUUCAGCUGGAGUGUGAUGGUGUUCCCAUGUCUCUGCCGAGUCUGCAGGGCUUGGCUGUACUCAACAUCCCCAGUUAUGCAGGCGGUAUCAACUUCUGGGGAGGAACUAAGGAGGAUAAUAACUUUGGAGCUCCCUCCUUUGAUGAUAAGAAGUUGGAGGUGGUGGCGGUGUUUGGCAGCAUGCAGAUGGCAAUGUCAAGAGUCAUCAACCUGCAGCACCACCGCAUUGCACAGUGUCGACAGGUGAAGAUCACCAUCCUGGGGGAGGAGGGCGUCCCUGUGCAGGUGGAUGGAGAAGCCUGGAUCCAGCCGCCUGGCAUCGUAAAGAUCGUCCACAAGAACCGAGCACAGAUGCUCACCAGAGACAGGGCGUUCGAGAGCACUCUGAAGUCAUGGGAGGACAAGAGGAAGAUCGACAGCUACCGCGCCUCCAGGCCCCGCCUCAACUCCCAGCAGUCCAUGGAGUAUCUGACAGAGGAGGAGUGCGCUCAGGUGCAGCAGCUGGGACUCGUGGCCGACACUCUUAUCAACAAGAUCAGAGAGGCAGCCAAGACCCACAAGCUGGUGGAGCAGGAGCUGGCGCACGCCGUCAACGCCACCGCCCUGGUGCUCACCGAGGCCAAACUGUCCAGCCCCGAGUGUCUGAGUCGCAGCACGGCCGUGGAAAUCGUCAACAGCAGUAAAGUCCUGCAGGCUGAGACCAAGAUGCUCCUGGAUGGAAAACUACUGACUCCAUGUGGUCAUCCUCCACAGUCUGAGUGUGCGGAGGAAGAGGAGCUACGGUCGACUCUGAACAGCCUCAGCGCUGAACUUCACAAACUGGACGACAUCCACUGGAUCUGUCCGCUGAUGCAGUGCUCUGAAGAGGACUCAGUGAGGGGCAGCAGCAAGAGCAGCAGCAGUAUGAAGCUGAAGAUCAUUCCCAAAGUAAAGAAGGAGAGAGAGAAGCUCCACAAGCAGAAGUCAAACAGCUCUCUCUCAGGAACUUGGGACAUCAAAGGUGGGGCUGGUGAGACGGAUUCUCCGGGAAACUGAAGUCCUAAUGAGGUGCUUUUAUUUCUGCUCCUUGUUACCUUGACAGUCGGGGGGUGAGAAGCUCCUCCCCUCCGAUCGUGAUACCUGGUGGCCUGUCAGAGGUGUGAGGAAGAAAUGAGAAAACCAUCUUCCCAACUUUUACACCAUUUCCCACCGUUUUUGAAGUCUUUCUCCCCGUUCUUCUCGGAUGGAGGAUGAAGGUGUUCCUUCAGGUGUUUUUGUUCAUUGUGUUUGACUUAUUUUGAAGGGGCCUGGCUUUGCAUCGCUUCACCGUUGGGCGUUCUGCUUCAUUUACCUGCUUGAGUUCGGAUGUUUUCGUGGCCAGCAGCAAAUCAAACCAAGGAAGGAACGGAAGAAGUCCUUGCAAUUUUUUUUUUUUGGUUUAAAUCGACGAAGAAAUGUGUUUACGUGGUGCUCUCUUUGCAUGUCGAGUGCAGCCGUCUUAUUUUCUAUCAUAAGUUGUUACAGAUUCUCUUCUCUACUUUGAAUCCUUUAUUCUUAACUUACAGCCUUUAGACUUUGAUUUUUCUCCAGACUUUUGAAGAUUAUUUAUUAUUUGUUGUUGCUACUGCCAUGAGAACUCAAACGGCAACAAAUCAAGGAAAAUGAACAAACUGAAACAUCUUAUCGUCUACUGAACUGGGAAAUAUCUUAAAUGUUGCAAAAAAUACCCUGAGGAAUGUACUCGUGUGGACUUGUAUUAUUAACCUGUGAAUAAUGAUAAUGUUAAAUGAAACAACAUAUAAGAUUUCACAAAGGUUCUAUUGUUGUGGUUCUAAAGUGGUUCUUAAAUAGGCUGUCGUCUGACUUGUGCUGUCUGAGGCUAUGCAGUCACACUGCAAAAAUAGAGUCAUUUUGUCUGGAAAUGAGCCUUAUAUAAAUCCAAGAGUGAUGGAUUUGAUGUACGGUACAGGUCUGCUUCAUCAGUCGUAGACUGGAGUGUUUUAAGAACCAUUUUGUAGUACAGAACCAGACAAAAUGACUCGAUAAGUUGGAUAUUUUUGGCAGUGUAAGGUGAAGGUGUUUACAGAAGGAGGAAGCAUCAAGGACACUUUGAUAAAACAUUACAGCUACUCAGUAUAUUACUCCUACUUUGCCAUACUGCUGAUUGUAUAUUUAACAUAGGAAUAAGAGUCAGUGGAUAUUUAAUUUUGCCUUGUCCGUGGUUAAAAGCUAUUAUUAUAUUAAUAUUACUGCAAAAAUCUUAUCUAUUUUUUUGUAUAUCUUAUUUUCCAAAUGCUGAUCUGCUUUGCUGCUUCCCCCUUUGACAAACUCCUUGGCCACUGUGCAUAUAAUCAAAGCCAAUUAAUGCUGUUCUGUGUGUCUCUGCAUGCAAACUUAGAUCUACUGCGCCUCACAGUGACGGUGAUCGUUGCCUCAAAAAGUGAACCUAAGCUCGCUUCUUUUAAACUACUCUACAUUAGAUGGUCAGGAUUUUGACUCUUAAAUGUCUGUUUAAUACUUGACUGUUUCAUCCGCACAUUAAGGGAAUGUAUUGAUUCAAAGCCUGACUAUCGUACAGCUCAUGACAGGAUUAUAUUUUCAACGCUGGUAUUAAAUGUGCUGCUUUGUGGAACCAGCAUCAUUUUACAAGUUUACGAAUUCUUCCACUCUGGUUUUGCAGAAAUUUUCUUGAAAGAAAUGAUGGGAUAUUUAGGGAAUUGAGCUAAUUUGCUGUUAUACUAUAAGAUAGACAUCAAUAUGAAUACAUUUUUAAAAUCUAAGCAUCCAGAAAGAGCUGAAAAGAAAAGACUUCCAGUGACUUCACAUGACAUAAAUAUGUAUUUUUCUUUUAAGAGGAAAAAGGAGGAAUCACUUUCAAUUUAAAGUGAAAUAUGCCCUCCAGCUUCCCAAGAAUGUUCUUAAAAUUUCAUAAGUUGGAGCAGGGACAGUAAAAGUGCAUUUAUGUUCUCUUUAUUUUCUCAGAAAUUAGAGGAAAUUUCUGCUGUAUUUUAAAAACGUUUCAUUGUGCUUAGUUUGAACAUUUGGCUUCAUUGUUCAACACUGCCCCAUUAUAAGCGGUGAUAUUGCAACAUUUGGUCCAUAUCCACAAGCUUAAAGAGAAUUUGCAGAAAUACAUGCAAAAUGAAUGCAUUGUACCAACAGAAAGUUCUGUCUGAAGCUGUGUCUGUUUUAAACCAAACAUAAAUGAGGCUUAAUUCCCCAACCAUGGUAACCUGAAAAUUGCUCGUCAAGUGGACUUCUUUAGUUGUCCAAAUUUACUACGAUACUGCAAGAUAUCUUUAUCAUUACCAUAAAAGGUAAACUGAGAAAUUGGGAAAGCCACAUUACAGCAAUACAGAUUUAAAGUUAGUCAAGAGACGUCCAAACAAAAUAUAUCAAAAAUGCACAAAACUCCUGAAAAAUUCCAGAAUUUUCUGGACAUGCUGCAUGUGUUAAACACAGCUUUUUCUUCCAUCCAAACUUUAACCAGAAAAAAAACUGUUAUUUCAGAGGCAGAGCUCCUGAAAUUCUCUAGAAAUUUCCUGGAAUGCAUGUGUGGAAACAGCUGAAGAAAAUGAAACAAAAAACAAAAUACACAACAAAACUCAUGAUAAACACUAAAAAAUAAAAGUCCCUCAGUUUGAGUCAUUAUGUGUGCCCUUCAGACACAAAUGUCGUAAACCAAAAUACUCUCAUUUCAUAUUUUCAGAAAUUAGCCUUUUUCAUCAUGACAAUAGGACUAUUAGCUGUAAAUAACCUAAACAUUCUCAAAACUAAAUUUAGCCUCAUUGGGUUGUCAUGAUUUCCAACAAAGCUAUAACAGGUAACCUUGUCCAGGAUGAAAGUCCAUAUAACAUGGUGGCUCAUCCAGGAUGAAAGUCUGUGUACUAUGGGGGUUUUACAAGAUGAAAGUCCAUGUAACAUGGUGGCUUGUCCAAGAUAAAAGUACAUGUACUAUGGGGGCUUGUACAGGAUGAAAGUCCAUGUAACAUAGUGGCUUAUCCAGGAUGAAAGUCCAUGUACUAUGGGGGCCCAUCAAGGAUGAAAGUCCAUGUAACAUGUUGGUUCGUCCAGGAUGAAAAUCCAUGUACUAUGGGGGCUCGUCCAGGAUGAAAGUCCCUGUAACAUGGUGGCUUAUCCAGGAUGAAAGUCCAUGUACUAUGGGGGCUCGUCCAGGAUGAAAGUCCCUGUAACAUGGUGGCUCAUCCAGGAUGAAAGUCCAUGUAACAUGGUGGCUCGUUCAGGAUGAAAGUCCAUUAAAGGAGACCCCAUGUUAUACUUUAUGGUUGAUAAAGAAAAUAAUGCUGUUAGCUAAAAUCUUGCGAGUGUUUGUUUGUAUAUCAGCUCAUCUUAUAAUCCAUAUUCAAUAGUCUGUGUUCCUCAAACUAACUUUUAUUCUGGUUCUCUCACUGUGAGGCGCUGUAGAUGUUCAGCUCUGGUAGGAUUGUGCUCUUGUAUCCAUAGUGUGCCAGCUAUACGCUCUACACCUUAGCGGCUUUAGUGGUGUUGUGCCAAGUUUGUACUGAGUUCAGUGAGACAUACAAGGAACGAGUGCGAGAGUGAGUUAGCUUCGAAUGUUGUUGUAUGUCGUACAUUUCAAAGUUUACUGUAUCUUGCCUUGCACUUUACGAAAACGCAACUUAAUGGGGAAAAAAGACAUUAGUGUGCAUGUGUGCGCGUGUUUAAGAUUUUGAGUGUUUUUUAACUUAAUUUGAUGAUAAAAAAUCUUUUAUUUAUGAUAAAUGUAUACGGACAAAAGUGUGUUGAUAAAAUGUAAUAUAUCUAACCAAACAUUCAUGAAUGAUAAAUAUGUAUACACAAAUGUUUAUUACAUCAGUGGUUGUACAAUUACUCCCACAGCAGCUUGAGAUUUCCCAUUCAACACCAAUGUGAUUACAUGUUUUUCCACUGCCACAAAAAUGUCAUCAAAGUGUCUUUUCACAGUCACACCAAUUGGUAUUUAAAUAGUAACAAAAGAUAUUUAACCACUCCAACUUUAAGCCAAAGUAAAUGGGAUUCUCCAGUGUUAUUAUAGCAGACUACUGAUGAAAUGUUUACACAGAAAAAAGAUGUCAUAUUCAGCCUAUGUUUAGCCAAUAUUUGGGUGAACAUUUGUGUAUCAUUUUGAAAUUGAAACAUCUGUUCAAACUUAUGCUUUACUUGCCAUUUGUUGUGCUGAAAGUGAACUCAAGUUGUGUCAAGUUUCCACACACGUUGGUGGAAGCCAUUUAGGAAUACAACAGAAUUUGUUGCCUAUGUUUAAACAGUUUUUUAACCAAGGAUUUCAGUUUGUUUUAGUAACACAUCUUAAUUUGUCAGUUUUUAUUCUUUUUGUGAAUGUGUUCUGUUUUCAUACAGCAAAAAUGUCACAUUUGACUGAAACUCUUCCAAGGAGUUACGUGGAGCUGAAAAGGGAAGAAAAAAAAAAGUGAAUUGAAGCGACACUCCACCACGAUUGUGCAACAGUAUUCCAUUUUACGACAUUUGUGAACGCACCUCUUGAUCAGAUCAGCCUAUUAUAUUGAGACUGUGUGCGCAAUGCUGGAAGCCAGACUAGAUGUUGCACGACCUUGUACGUUGCGAGGUGUUUUAUUGUGUUAUCGUGUGCAGUGUGUAACAAAGACAAAGUCAGCGCAAACUCUUGGAAAAUUAAAUGAAUUAUUGA
Cheilinus undulatus (humphead wrasse) is the source of this 8490-nucleotide messenger RNA. RefSeq names its product diacylglycerol kinase eta. The record is from RefSeq and is a predicted model, not a curated record. The transcript is spliced from 31 exons. Gene Ontology annotation, biological process: lipid phosphorylation; diacylglycerol metabolic process; intracellular signal transduction. Gene Ontology annotation, molecular function: ATP-dependent diacylglycerol kinase activity. Bases 579 to 3881 code for a protein of 1100 amino acids. NCBI's taxonomy places the organism in Eukaryota, Metazoa, Chordata, Actinopteri, Labriformes, Labridae.